Messenger RNA from Sorghum bicolor (sorghum), 1697 nucleotides. Its product is annotated as protein SAWADEE HOMEODOMAIN HOMOLOG 2. Lineage: Eukaryota; Viridiplantae; Streptophyta; Magnoliopsida; Poales; Poaceae. The transcript has 8 exons. Gene Ontology annotation, molecular function: chromatin binding; DNA binding. The record is from RefSeq and is a predicted model, not a curated record. Bases 300 to 1493 code for a protein of 397 amino acids.
CAGCACACGGACACGCCACGGAGCUGGGACACGGCAGGCAGUACGGCACGCCGCAAGCGCGCGCGAGAGGCCUGAGCCGGAGCCGGAGCUGGAGCCGCCUGCCUGCCUGCCUGCCUGAACGCCUCCCUCCCUCCAGUGACGACUGGUGGUAACGCUGCCUGCCUCACACUUGCCCUCUCCUCCUCACACUUUCCCCACCCCCGUCGGCGCCGGCCGAUCCACCGCCAAUCUAAUCUCACCGCGCGCGCGCAUCCUCCUCCUCCCCCUCGCCGUCCCGUUCCAAGAGCGGCGCCGGUCCGAUGGGUCGUCCGCCGAGCACCACCGGUGCUCCGGCGUUCCGCUUCCUCCCGUCCGAGGUGGCGGAGAUGGAGGCCCGCCUGCAGCAGCUCAACAACGGCAUCCCUUCCCGCGGCGUGCUCCAGACCCUCGCCGAUAAGUUCUCCGCCUCGCCUGAGCGCGCCGGCAAGGUGGCCAUCCAGCCCAAGCAGGUGUGGAACUGGUUUCAGAACAGGCGCUACUCGCACCGUGCCAAGUCCACCAGGGCCGUGCCGUCGCCGCCGGCUAAGAUGACGCCCUCGGGGGCCGAUCACCACCAGCACGCCGCCAACGCCUCCGCCUUCAGGGCCGCUCAGCCCUCUUCUGUCGCUGCUGCUCACCAUGGCGCCUCCCCAACAGGGAAGAACCCUGUGGAAGGUGUCUCGGUUGAGUUUGAGGCCAAGUCAGCCCGUGAUGGUGCAUGGUAUGAUGUUGCUGCCUUUCUGUCACAAAGGUUGUUUGAAACUGGUGAACCGGAAGUGCGGGUUCGUUUUUCUGGAUUUGGGGCUGAGGAGGAUGAAUGGAUCAACGUUCGCAAAUGUGUGCGACAACGUUCUCUUCCAUGCGAGGCCACAGAAUGUGUUGCUGUGCUUCCUGGGGACCUCAUUCUUUGUUUUCAGGAAGGUAAAGAGCAGGCUCUCUAUUUUGAUGCUCGUGUCCUUGAUGCUCAAAGGAGAAGGCAUGAUGUUAGAGGCUGCCGUUGUAGAUUUCUUGUUCGCUAUGAUCAUGAUUCUUCUGAGGCGUUUUUCUAUUUGGCCACAAUAACAGGCGAGGCCAGAUUACCGAAGGAAAUUGUUCCACUGAGGAAGGUGUGCCGCCGACCAGAUACUGACUACAGGCUUCAGAUUCUGCAUGCUGCUAGAGUGGCAGCCACGAAUGCAGAUAUUCACACUCCACCCAAAGAGAUUAAAGUGGAGUUGACAUCCAAUGAUAAAAGCCCAACCGAGCAGAAACCCCAGAAGCAGCACAAGAUGAUGGACGUGAAUACUGAUGAGGUGACCAUGGUGUCCACCUUGGAACAAGACGAGACACAAGGCAAGACUGUCGCCCCCUUACCGUCAUCAACUGUAGAAACCCGCAAUUCAAGUUCAGAUGCGGUGAUGAAGGAUGCGGAGGCUUCCUCGGUGGUUGAAGAUGACGACGAAGUUCAGGUGGUUGACAAGAUGAAAGAGGGCUAGUUUUUUUUUUUUUUUUUUUUUUGGCAACUUUCUAACUUUAGUUUGUAAUUUUUUUUUUCUAAUUUAGUGUGUAUCUAGGUCAUCAGUACCUAUCUUACUUACCCUGUAGUAUCUUAAUGGCUUCAGAACUUCUGGACAAUUGAGGUGAAGGAUGUUGUUGGGUUCAAGACCAUAAUGUAAACAUUUGCCUUGCCUGCGCCUUUU